Molecule: messenger RNA, 2094 nt
Organism: Leptinotarsa decemlineata (Colorado potato beetle)
Lineage: Eukaryota; Metazoa; Arthropoda; Insecta; Coleoptera; Chrysomelidae
Gene: DNAlig1
Product: DNA ligase 1
Biological process (GO): DNA repair; lagging strand elongation; DNA biosynthetic process
Cellular component (GO): nucleus; mitochondrion
Molecular function (GO): DNA binding; DNA ligase (ATP) activity; ATP binding
Source: RefSeq, a predicted model, not a curated record
GAAAGAAUUGACAACUGUCCGUGUCAGUGGUGUUCCGUAAUUUAACCUAUAAUGAUAUAUGUUUGUUUUGAAUUUAAAAAUUAUUGGGCCAUUUAAUUAAAAUAUCAAAUUGAAAGUAUGUUUCAAAAGAGUAUAACGUCAUUCUUCAACAGAGUACCCCCAAAAGAUAAGCCAACAGAAGAAGGAGGGUCUAAAAAACUAGAUGGGAAUACAAAUGCUAGUACUUUGAUAGAAUCUAUUGAUGUGGAUACUAGAAAGAAUGUGCAGAAAGAUGGAAAAUGUAAAGAUAAAACACUACUGAAAGAUGAAAAACGCAAAUCAUCUGAAAAUGAAAUGCCAGCAAAAAAAACCUCACCAAUGAAAAAAGAAAAUGAAAAAGAUGCCACUUCUGACACUUCUGAGAAAAAAAUCAAUAAUAUAUUCUUUGAAAAACAAACUUCAGAAGACAACAAAAAAUCGGACACCGGCGGUUACACUCCAAACUCUUCUAAAUAUCACCCAAUAAAAGACGCUGUAUGGAAAUAUAAAGAAAAAGUACCUUACAUUGCUCUAGCUAGGACGUUUGAAGAAAUAGAGAACAUAUCCGCAAGGCUCAAGAUCAUCGAAAUUUUAAGUAACUAUUUCAGAUCUGUAAUUGUUUUAACACCAGAGGACCUACUGCCUAGCGUGUAUUUAUGUUUGAAUAAACUGGCCCCUGCAUAUGAAGGUUUGGAAUUGGGAAUUGCUGAAACUAGUCUCAUGAAAGCCAUUGCACAAUCAACUGGAAGAAGCAUGGCUCAAAUAAAAGCAGACUCGCAAGAAGUUGGUGACUUAGGUCUAGUAGCCGAAAAAUCGAAGUCGAAUCAAAGGAUGCUUAUCAAACCGGCAAGGUUAACCGUUCGAGGGGUGUUUGAAAAACUGAAAGAUAUCGCAAAGAUGACAGGACAUGCAUCUCAGACCAAAAAAGUUGAGAAAAUUCAAGCCAUGUUUGUGGCGUGUCAAGGAUCUGAAGCAAGGUUCCUGAUUCGAUCUCUGGCUGGUAAACUGAGAAUCGGCCUUGCAGAACAAUCUGUAUUACAAGCUUUGGCGUUGGCUUGUGCAAUGACUCCUUCAAAUCAGCAGUAUCCACCUGAGGAGCUGAAUAUGUCUAAAAGUAUGUCUGCUGACUCGUUUAAAGCAGAAUACGACAGAUUCAGUAUUCUCCUUAAAACAGCCUAUUGCGAGUGUCCAAACUACGACAAAAUUAUUCCAAUAAUUUUGGAGAAGGGUAUAGAAAAGUUACCUGAACAUUGCAAAUUAACACCCGGAAUUCCUUUGAAGCCAAUGUUAGCGCAUCCAACGAAGGGAGUACAGGAGGUACUCCGAAGGUUCGAAGGUUUGAAAUUCACUUGUGAAUGGAAAUAUGAUGGUGAAAGAGCUCAGAUUCACAUUGACAAUGAAAAUGUACAUAUAUUCAGUAGAAAUCAAGAAAAUAAUACUUCAAAAUACCCAGAUAUUAUUUCACGAUUGGAGGGUUGCAAGGUUGAAGAUGUCAAAUCCUGUAUCCUCGAUUGUGAAGCUGUUGCUUGGGAUAAGGAAAAGAAACAAAUUUUACCAUUUCAAAUUCUCAGCACCAGAAAGAGAAAGGAUGCCAAUGAAGCUGAUAUCAAAGUACAAGUAUGUGUUUUCAUGUUUGAUCUGUUGUACUUGAAUGACAGAAUGAAAUUGGUUGAAUUAUUAUUUCAGGCUGAUCCAGAGAAAGGUAUCUCAUUACGAUUUCCGAGAUUCAUAAGAAUACGAGAGGACAAGACUGUAGAAGAAGCGACAUCAUCACAACAAAUUGCCUAUAUGUAUUCAAAUCAAGAACAGGUCAAAAAUCAGCAACAAAAUGUUAAGUUUGAUGAAGAUUUUUAUUGAUUUGCAUACUGUUAGCUUGUAAGUUGAAUAACUUCAUUUUUUUUUAAUAAACAUUUUUCUAUGGGCGCCAAAAAUUUCCUUAUAGAGCCAAGAAUAAAAAUUAAAUUUUACAUUUAGUUUUUACUACUUCAGUCUCUUAAUAUUCCUACCUAAAAAUUAUACUUAUUCAAUAAAUUCACUAUUUCAUGCUACUUUUUGAAAUACCUAUUGUACAGGAUC